This is a messenger RNA of Zygotorulaspora mrakii, 825 nucleotides long. RefSeq names its product pyridoxal phosphate homeostasis protein. Gene Ontology annotation, cellular component: intracellular anatomical structure. Bases 1 to 825 code for a protein of 274 amino acids. The transcript has a single exon. Gene Ontology annotation, molecular function: pyridoxal phosphate binding. The record is from RefSeq and is a predicted model, not a curated record. Lineage: Eukaryota; Fungi; Ascomycota; Saccharomycetes; Saccharomycetales; Saccharomycetaceae.
AUGUCAUUAUUGGUUACCGAAAGGUUAGAAGUAGUUAACAUUUUACGAAAAAGUAUAAAUACUUCAUAUAAGGGUCUUCGUGGUUGGAACGUAUCAAAGGCUAUUUGUUCGAUGUCAAGAAAGCAAGAGUUAAUCAAAAACUAUGAGGAUGCGGUGAAGGAAUGUAAGAACAAUAAUGUCUUGCUACUAGCAGUGUCCAAAUUAAAACCAGCCAGUGAUAUCAAAAUACUGUAUGAUCAUGGCGUAAGGCAUUUUGGGGAAAACUAUGUCCAAGAAUUGAUUGAAAAAUCACAACUAUUGCCAAGGGACAUACAAUGGCAUUUUACCGGUGGGUUGCAAACUAAUAAAUGUAAGGAUUUGGCCAAAAUCCCAAAUAUUGCAAUGGUGGAAACAAUUGACUCAGUGAAAAAGGCAAAGAAAUUGAAUGAGGCACGUCGCACUUAUAAUGCAGAUGAACCUCCAAUCGCAUGUAAUAUUCAAAUUAACGCUUCUAAUGAAGAGCAAAAGUCAGGAUUAACAGACGCGGAAGAAAUUUUCGCUUUGGUCGAGUUUUUCCUCAAGCCUGAUACCAAGAAUAUAGUCCUAAAUGGCUUAAUGACGAUCGGUUCCUGGGACGUCUCUCACAGCGCUGGGACAGAAAAUCAAGAUUUUACUAAACUGGUUGAAUGGAAGGAACUCCUUGACGAAAAAUAUGGUCUUGAUUUGAAAUUAUCCAUGGGCAUGACAGCAGAUUAUAAACAGGCAAUUAAGCAAGGAUCAUCCGAAGUUAGACUCGGGACAACAAUUUUCGGCAACAGACCUUCCAGAGCAGAUGCGUUUGUGUAG